Messenger RNA from Stegostoma tigrinum, 2472 nucleotides. It is a transcript of the gene pcbp4, whose product is annotated as poly(rC) binding protein 4. The record is from RefSeq and is a predicted model, not a curated record. Gene Ontology annotation, biological process: regulation of RNA metabolic process; regulation of gene expression. Bases 239 to 1525 code for a protein of 428 amino acids. Gene Ontology annotation, cellular component: cytoplasm; nucleus. Lineage: Eukaryota; Metazoa; Chordata; Chondrichthyes; Orectolobiformes; Stegostomatidae. Gene Ontology annotation, molecular function: mRNA binding. The transcript is spliced from 13 exons.
CGCCCAUCUUCGAGACUGGAGGAGGGGGGAGGGGUUUAUCUCUCUUUGUUAAUUUUAGCGGAACAGUAGAUUUGAGUGAGACGCGUCAUCGCCGGUAUCUUCUCAGUGCUGCCUCAUGGUGUGAAACUCAACUCAACUCAACCCCAGGAAGUAAGUUUGGGAUAGCAAGCAGCGAAGACUGAGCAGAAGGCAAUCCUCUCUUUUGAUUUCGAAAGCUAAGAUUAGAAACGCUUUCUUGAUGCUUGGUGACAGUUUGAUGCCCCUUGACACUGAGGUGCAGAGAACAAUGGAUCAAACUGAUUACAGUUCCGAUGGAGGGCUACACGUUACACUAACGCUCCGACUGCUUAUGCAUGGCAAGGAGGUUGGCAGCAUUAUUGGAAAGAAAGGUGACACGAUAAAGAGAAUGAGAGAAGAGAGCAGUGCCCGUAUCAAUGUGUCUGAAGGCUCAUGUCCUGAACGCAUCAUCACAAUCACUGGUUCAAUGGAGGCUGUCUUCAAAGCGUUCACAAUGAUCACAGGCAAGCUUGAAGAGGAUCUCAGUACAUCCAGCAUGAGUGAUGUUACAAGGAGCAAGCCCCCUGUAACACUACGCCUGGUGAUUCCAGCAAGUCAGUGUGGCUCACUGAUAGGAAAAGGAGGGUCUAAGAUCAAGGAGAUCAGAGAGUCUACUGGAGCUCAGGUUCAGGUAGCUGGAGACUUGCUUCCGAACUCGACUGAGCGUGCAGUCACCAUCUCUGGGACCCAGGACGCCAUCAUUCAUUGCAUCAGGCAGAUCUGUGCCGUCAUUCUGGAGUCUCCACCCAAAGGUGCCACUAUUCCCUACCGUCCCAGUCUUGGACCUGGACCUGUUGUGUUCUCUGGUGGGCAGGCCUACACCGUUCAGGGGCAGUUUGCAGUCCCUCAUCCAGAUCUCUCCAAGCUUCACCAGCUGGCUGCACAGCAUGCUUCCUUCAACACAGUCAACCAGUCAUCCUCUUCAUUUACAGGAUUGGACAACAGUGGUCAGCCUACAUCUCAAGAACUGCUGGUUCCAAAUGAUUUAAUAGGCUGCAUCAUCGGAAGGCAGGGCAGUAAAAUUAAUGAAAUCCGGCAGAUGUCAGGUGCUCAAAUCAAGAUUGACAAUCAGGUUGACGGUUCAACCGAACGACUUGUUACAAUCACAGGGGGACCCCUGAACGUCAACUUGGCCCAGUACCUCAUAAACGCAUGUUUAGAGAUGGCUAAAACCACCUCCCAGAAUGCUUCCAUCACGACCCCAGUUGACCUCAACAUGACCUUCUCUCAACCUACCAACCCUGCCUCUUCCCCACUGGCAUCGAUGAGCUCCACCCUCCCAUCCUCUCUGCUGAAUGCCCCUUAUGCCAUUCCCAUCUCCAGCCUCCUUGGCAUGAAAAGCGUACCUUUCCUGGCACUGUCUGCGGCCACCUCGGGGCCUUCUGGGAGCCUAUCAGCUUAUACGGCCAAAAUCUCCUCAUCCAAUGGGGUUAAGAAGUCUGAGCGACAGAAGUUCUCUCCGUAUUGAAAGGAUGGCGCAGCUGCCCAGACCCUGUGUAGAACUAGUGAGGUAACGAGUGACGGGAAGGAGUCAUUGGGAGUUUCAUUCAGAUUUGUGAAUUUUGUUGUUUAGGAGGUCUGUUUUCGUACAAGCCCAUACCUGCAGAAUGACCCCCUCUAAGUGGCUGAAUAGCCUUUACCGGAUUCCCUCAGUAUUCAAAAAAAAAGAAAUCAACAUUCUAAGAGCUGGCAGGACUUGACAAAUUGAAUUUCCUUCGGUUAAUUGAGUUUGAGACUGUGUAGCCCAGAGGGCGAGUGCGUAGUUCAGUGUCUAACUGAACCAUGUGGUCUAUGAAGACUUCACGUGCAAUCUCAAGUAGGGUGCCAAUUGGCCUUAGUGUCCCUGGGCUGAAGGGUGGGAGGAUAGGGGGAAAUUCAGCCUUUGUUCCCACUCCUAAUUGGUGUCAGUGACCCCUGCUGGAAAGAGAGAGACCUGCGAGUAAUGGCAGGCUGAUCAAUCAUGAUGGGAGAGGGGAGGCCAUCAAAGAUAUGUCUGGCCCACACCCCCUCAAACCCACUUGGUCAAUUAGCCCACUGAUGCUUGUGGUCCAGGCUUCUGGUAUGUGUGUUAGGCACAGGAACAGGUUCUGUGGAACUCUAUCCCAGCAUGCGUCACUGCCUUUGAGAAAAAGGUGAAACGUGAAAAAUGAACAUUGAUUUUUUUUUUAAAUGUAAAGGUGAUUUGGAAACCGACAAGGAUUUGUUUUUAGUGGUGCCAGCUUGCUGUGAAUUCUGGGAAUCGGGGAAGCCAUGUGGUAGUCACUGGGCAUUAGGGGGCUUGGCACAUUCCGUAAUCUAACUACUUCCUUUGUGCUGUACUUCUCCAGAUUAAUCAAAUGUUUAAAGGAUUUUAGUUUAUACCUGAUAACUUCAGGGAAUAUUUCAAUAUCAAAUAAUUACAAUGAAAGAAAAGCU